This is a messenger RNA of Zingiber officinale, 1403 nucleotides long. RefSeq names its product prostaglandin E synthase 2-like. Gene Ontology annotation, cellular component: mitochondrion. Gene Ontology annotation, molecular function: prostaglandin-E synthase activity. The transcript is spliced from 6 exons. Bases 118 to 1101 code for a protein of 327 amino acids. The record is from RefSeq and is a predicted model, not a curated record. NCBI's taxonomy places the organism in Eukaryota, Viridiplantae, Streptophyta, Magnoliopsida, Zingiberales, Zingiberaceae.
ACACCAUAACAAAAACCCUUUCUCAUAAGUCAUACCGCUUCUUCUAGCCUACACAUUUGGCACAACAAAAGCGAGAUCUGGGGCAUUGGAAUCGGAGGAUUGCAGCGAUCAAUCGAGAUGCAAGCCACGACAAGGGCCGCCCACCGCCUUGUCUCUCAGUCUCUUCUCCGUUCCAACGCCGCUCGUGCUCCGCUAUCCUCCGCACUUGCCUCCCAGAGGACCGUGCCUACCUCCGCCCUUUGUGCCACCGCCUCUGAUGUCUUCGUCGCACCCCAGUCGAGACGGUGGCUUUUCCCUCCUCCUGUUUCUUCGAGGAGGUUCCCUGUCUGCUUCGUGGGGGCGUUGUCCUUCUCGAUCACCUUAGUCACCGCGGCGGAGGCCAAGGAGCCGCCCUCCCCCGAGCGGAUCCCCAAAGAUGUUGUUCUCUAUCAGUAUGAGGCAUGCCCCUUCUGCAACAAGGUCAAAGCAUUUCUUGAUUACCAUGACAUACCAUACAAAGUUGUGGAGGUGAAUCCUAUAAGUAAGAAGGAGAUAAAGUGGUCUGAUUAUAAGAAGGUCCCUAUUCUGGUUGUGGAUGGAGAACAACUAGUUAAUUCAUCAGACAUUGUGAAAAACCUAGAUAACAGGUUGCAUUCCGAGCACUCUGUUCUUGAUGAGGAAGAGGCCAAAUGGCUUAGGUGGGUUGACGAUCACCUUGUCCAUAUGUUGUCGCCAAAUAUAUACAGAACUACUUCAGAGGCACUGGAAUCUUUUGACUACAUAGCUAAGCAUGGGAACUUUAGUUUUACAGAGAGAUUCACUGUGAAAUACGCCGGAGCUGCAAUCAUGUACAUGGUGUCCAAGAAGCUGAAGAAGAAAUAUAACAUUACUGAUGAACGCGCUUCAUUGUACGAAGCUGCACAAACAUGGACAGCAGCUCUCGAGGGCAGAGAUUUUCUUGGUGGCUGUAAGCCUAACUUAGCUGACCUUGCUGUUUUCGGUGUUUUGAGGCCGAUACGGUACCUGAGUGCUGGCAAAGAUAUGGUCGAGAACACUAACAUCAGCGACUGGUACCAAAGAAUGGAAACUGCUGUUGGAGAAUCAGUUAGGAUAACAAUUUAGCAUGCAAGUACCUUUUAUUUCUUUAAUAAAUAGGUGUUCUUCUUGUUAGAAUUUUAUCCCUAUGGCAUGGCAAAACAAUAGCCAGACAUAGUUCCGGAGACAGUUUGAGCUAUUAAAAUCUGUCUCGGGAUGUUUUGUGACUCUUACAACAUUUGUUUGGAUGCUUUAUUCUUCUUAAAAACGAAUAAUCAUUAUAUGUAUGACAAUUUUAACAAAUCAUUCUUGGCAAUUUCAUUUGCCUAUCGUUAUUAUAUUGUUUAUCCGAUCUUUGAGGGUAAUAUGUUUUUUUGUUGAACUAAAAA